Messenger RNA from Pangasianodon hypophthalmus (striped catfish), 1140 nucleotides. RefSeq names its product enoyl-CoA delta isomerase 1 (gene eci1). Lineage: Eukaryota; Metazoa; Chordata; Actinopteri; Siluriformes; Pangasiidae. Gene Ontology annotation, molecular function: enoyl-CoA hydratase activity. Gene Ontology annotation, cellular component: mitochondrion. The record is from RefSeq and is a predicted model, not a curated record. Gene Ontology annotation, biological process: fatty acid beta-oxidation. The coding region runs from base 88 to 999 and encodes 303 amino acids. The transcript is spliced from 7 exons.
AAUCGGAUCAGGAGUGACCAUGUGGUCACGCCCACUUUGCAGACGUAAGAAAAGACCUCCGGGUUUGUGGGUUUGUUUGUAAAGAAAAUGGCGGCUGUGCUGAGGCGGGGAGCUAGCUUCAUCUGCUUAGGAUCUUCUCAGCUCUUAUCUGGAGGCUGUAAACAUGGCAGAACCUGCAUUUUGCCCUUCUUCAGCUCCAACAAUAGAAAUUCAUCAUCUUCAUCCAAAAUUAAAGUGGACCUGGACAGCAGCACUGGGAUUGCUGUGGUGAAGUUUCAGAACCCGCCGGUGAACAGCAUGAGUCUGGACUUUCUGACCGAAUUCGUGAUCAGUUUAGAGAAACUCGAGCUGGACAAGAGCUGCAGAGGAGUGAUUCUCACCUCGGCUCAGCCGAAGAUUUUCUCCGCAGGCCUGGACAUCUUGGAAAUGUACGGGAAGAGUCCGGAGCACUACGCCGAGUUCUGGAAAUCCGUGCAGGACAUUUGGCUCAAAAUGUACGGCUACAGGAAGAUGACCAUCGCCGCCAUCAACGGUUUCAGUCCUGCAGGCGGGUGUUUGGUGGCCUUGUCAUGUGACUACAGGAUCAUGGCGGAUAAUCCUCGCUACAGAAUCGGCCUCAACGAGACGCAGCUCGGCAUCGUCGCUCCCUUCUGGUUUAAGGACACGAUGGUGAACACUGUGGGUCACAGAACAGCAGAGCUUUCUCUCCAGUUCGGUCUGAUGUACAGUCCUUCUGAUGCGCUAAAGAUCGGCCUGGUGGACCAGCUGGUUCCUGAGGAGAACGUUCUCGGCACCGCCACUGAAACCAUGACCAAGUGGCUGGCCAUCCCAGAUCACGCCCGUGAGAUCAGCAAGUCCAUGUUGAGGAAGCCGACGGUGGACCGCCUGCUGACCAGCCGAGACGCCGACACGAAAAACUUUGUGAACUUCGUCAGCAGAGACUCGAUCCAGAAGUCUCUGGGUCUGUACCUGACCAUGCUGAAGGAGAGGAAGGAGUGAGCGCGGGACUGAGACUCUCCUCCCUGCCUCCUGUUCACUGUGUGUUCUCUUUAUCUGUGCAGCGUUAAGUUUGGAUUACCAAGUUCAGGUUCUCCUGAGGUUCUCUUCUUACAGGUGUUUGUAAAUUAAAAUCUAACAGCA